Lodderomyces theae is the source of this 2556-nucleotide messenger RNA. RefSeq lists its product as uncharacterized. The record is from RefSeq and is a predicted model, not a curated record. Lineage: Eukaryota; Fungi; Ascomycota; Pichiomycetes; Serinales; Debaryomycetaceae. Bases 1 to 2556 code for a protein of 851 amino acids. The transcript has a single exon.
AUGCUUGUUGCUUCACAUAUUCAAAACACUUCACUCAAACAAUACAUAGCUCAAAAUGUGCCGAUCCCACAACUAAAACAUCUACUAUUGGCGAGUGAGCAAGACCGAGAAGAGAAUGACUUUGAUACGAUGGUGGUUGACUACAUGCACAAGCAGCAACUACAGCAGGAGCAGCAAUCACUGGGCACAGGUGUAGAGCCUGUCGAUGAAAAAGCUAAAGAAAGACUAAAAGUCACGAGACAAGUCUUGCAAGGAACCACUUACACUCAAGAUGAACUGUUUUACACGAUAAGUAUCCCUCCAAGGGAACAAAUACCGCCACUACAGCCCUAUGAUCCUCGCUACACCCUUGGAUUGUUAUUGAAGUACAUGAAUGGGAAAUUAAGCUCACAGGAUCCCCAACAACAGCAACCGCAACAGUUGACCAUACCCGUCUUCCACUGGAGUGACUUUGUCGAUAUGUCAGCAAUGGAAAAUUACCUCUUCUCUCACGAAAAGAAACCAUGUUCAUAUUUUGACACCUCUUCCAAGAAUCCGAAAAAGAAUGACCGGGAAGGAUUGUUGAAAUGGGAGCAAUACUGUGUCAGUGAUGACGAUAUAGAUCGUAUUUUAAAAGACCCUGAAGCACAAGCUAAAUAUACCCAGGACACUAUUGACGCAUUCAAAAGGAUACAGCAUGAACGGAAAACAGCAUCGCCUGUUGAAUAUACAACCGGAUUCCAUAUCUUUGCUCCAGCUGGAAGAAAUAAGAAAUCAUUGCGUCCAAUUAUUUCGCGGUCUUACCUACACGAUUUUAUGCAACUACCUUUGAGCAUGACAUUGUUGUUACCUGGCGAUAAAUCUAUACAAAUUAAUGUCAAUCAAGAGCAACAACAACAACAGCGUAUCAAAUUAAAGGACUCGGAUUUGUUCCACGAGGGAAAUAUCAAUAUAAAUGAGGAAAUUGGCCUAUUGGCUAGUAAAUUGCCCGCUCGAAGCGCACAACUUGAAUUGGAAAAACAUCUCCAGCAUGAGCAGUUUAUUGACAACAGUGCUCAAAUUGUCACAACCUUGGAAUCACAAGCUACGUCUUCUUCACUCAAUCAAACCGACAAAAAUUAUCUCCAUGCCCUCAAGACAUCGUUACAGGAGCACGACCCACUGAAGUAUUUCCACGAGGCAUACAUUGUGAGAAGAGAAGUAAAUUACGCAUUGGGAGGUCAUUACGAUUGGAGAUUUUUCAAUGGAAUAGUAAAUCGCACCCCCAUACAAAGCAUCUCCAUAAAUGCACUUCUUCAAGCUUUUCUCAAACUCACCAAUCAAUAUAAUUUAACCGCUUGGGUUGCUCAUGGAUCGUUACUUUCUUGGUUUUGGAAUGGAUUGCAAUUCCCAUGGGAUUCUGACGUUGAUGUUCAAAUGCCCAUUACUGACUUGCACCGUCUUUCGCAAUUGUUUAACCAAACAAUCGUUGUUGAUUUGGGGAAUGACUUGAAUAAGGAGCUGAAGUAUAGUCGGUUUUUCUUGGACUCCUCGACAUUCAUCUCACAUAGAGCCAGAGGAAAUGGCAGAAACAAUAUCGAUGCAAGGUUUAUUGACUUGGAUACUGGUUUGUAUAUCGAUAUCACCGGGUUGGCCGUUUCUGAUAUGCCUAAUGCAGCAAGAUACAAUAUGCUCUUGCCUAAACAUGACGCGAAUGGAGUUGACUGGAACAGCAUUAGUCCCGUGGAAAAGAAUAGCUUUUUGCAAGUUUACAAUUGUCGUAAUGCCCAUUUCGCCAAAUUACAGGAAAUCAGUCCCUUGCGUCUCAAUUCAGUCCAAGGUGAAUUGGGUUACAUUCCGGAGGAUUUCGAAACUAUGUUGCAUGUCGAAUACAAAUCAAAGGGGACUUCAAGUACAUUGUUUGCUGGUUAUGUGUUUUUACCCAAAUUGCGGAUUUGGGUUCUGAAAGACACCGUAUUGAAAUUUGUCACUAAUGGUGGGCAAAGUGAUGGCCAAGGUCGAUUGCGCAAAGUGAGUGAAGGAGAUACUAAUAUCAUCACUAUCAAUUUAUCUGAUGAUGAGUAUAUUGAGUUCUUGUAUGAAAAUGAGCCGGUGUUGCGCGAGUUUAUUGCUACGCAUAAAGUGACCAUGCUCCACAAUGAGCAAUUACGCAAGCUUGUAAAGAACAGGUCGUCAAUCAAGAAAUUUUUGAAGGAGAAUGCUGAUAUAUAUGGGUUUGGCAACGGCAAUACUGGUGGUGAUAGUCUCGAUAAUGAUGGAUGGGGGGAAUCUCUAUUGAAGACACGUGCUAGUUUGCAAUUGGAUUACUUUGUCAAUCAAGUUAGAGAUGCUCAUGGUGGUAAGGGGUACAAUUACAACGACGAGUUGAAGACAUUGAAUGAUAAGGUUGUGGAGUAUGCUGCAAGCAUUAAGAAUAGUAGACGAGAAGAUAUUCCUGGUUAUUUCAAUGUGUUGAAAAAUGCAGUAUUGGGAAAGGAGAAGAAACAGGACAAGAUAGUGGAAGACAAGCAGAAGAAUAAGGCAAAGAAAGAGCGAAAAGGGGAGAAGAGGAAGAGAUUAAAGCAGGAAUCUAAGUAA